Trichoplusia ni (cabbage looper) is the source of this 551-nucleotide messenger RNA. RefSeq lists its product as uncharacterized. The record is from RefSeq and is a predicted model, not a curated record. The transcript has 3 exons. Bases 18 to 551 code for a protein of 177 amino acids. NCBI's taxonomy places the organism in Eukaryota, Metazoa, Arthropoda, Insecta, Lepidoptera, Noctuidae.
GUGUUCAAAUAUAAAUCAUGGAAGCGAUAUCAGCUGAAAAAAACAUAAUAUUUGUAACAAAAUGCGGCUUCGACAGCAAAAUUAAUGUCAAGAUUGAGAUGAAACCAUAUCGCCGGAACAACAAAAUUUUUAUGGUUGAACUACGCACGGCGACAAGGCUGGGGCGCGUGCGCGUGCUGGCCCGAGAGUUCGCGGGCGACGUGCGCUCCCUGUGGCGGUACGGAGCGCCCUUCCCCACCUUCCUCAAACUCAUCGGCACGCUCAUCCUCUGUCUGCUCGUCGUGCUGCCCCUCAUAUACCCCGUGUUCAUCCUGAUCAUCACCUACUUUACAUAUGAAAACAACUUUCACAGCUGGUGGGUGGACGAGCCGUGGCGGUUCUUUCCGACGACGAUAGCGCGGCGCGCUCUCUCCGCCGCGUUCAGGCCGGCGAGCCCUCCAGACGUGUGGAAGGUGCGAGAGGUCCUCACCCGCGGCAUCCUGCUCGCGCACUCCCUCGCCACCUCCGUCGACUACCUGUGCGUCAUGCAGGGAUUACUCGAUGAAGCCUAG